AUGUACGGCAGACGUCUACUCAAGGCAGCCGACGAAUCGAUCAAGGAUUAUUCAAGCUAUGUGUUGCGGUUUUUGUGUCUCGUUGGCAGCGCCCACUGCUGGCUAAACUGGUGGGAUCGACCAUUUACUUUCAUGUGUCCAUCUGGUCAAAGUGUGAGACGCAUAAACAGUUACCAUAGCAACUAUUACGAGGAUACUCUGUUCAACUGGCAAUGUGAUUGGGACGAUUAUGUUAACGGUUUCGACUAGCCGCUACUGUUCCAAUGCGCAAACAAUGGAGUCAUCACCGGAAUCGGCAGUUACCAUAGCGACACGGCGGAGGAUAGACGUUUCAAGUUCCGUUUCUGCUCAAUCCCAGGUGGGUUAGGUCUCACUACACAGAUGUCAUCUACCGAAAUCAAUGUUAAAUUGACCAACUUCAAAUGA
Molecule: messenger RNA, 426 nt
Organism: Gigantopelta aegis
Lineage: Eukaryota; Metazoa; Mollusca; Gastropoda; Neomphalida; Peltospiridae
Product: millepora cytotoxin-1-like
Exons: 4
Source: RefSeq, a predicted model, not a curated record